Eruca vesicaria subsp. sativa (arugula) is the source of this 864-nucleotide messenger RNA. NCBI's taxonomy places the organism in Eukaryota, Viridiplantae, Streptophyta, Magnoliopsida, Brassicales, Brassicaceae. The record is from the annotation of a GenBank genome assembly.
AUGAAGAUACAGUGUAACGUGUGCGAGGCGGCGGAAGCGGCGGUGCUAUGUUGCGCAGAUGAAGCUGCUUUGUGUUGGAGUUGCGAUGAGAAAGUUCACGCCGCUAAUAAACUCGCUGGCAAACACCAGAGAGUCCCUCUCUCUGUUUCUUCCUCUUCCAUACCCAAAUGCGACAUCUGUCAGGAAGCUUCUGGAUUCUUCUUUUGUUUGGAAGAUAGAGCUUUGCUAUGUAGGAAAUGUGAUGUUGCAAUCCACACAGUGAAUCCUCAUGUUUCAGCUCACCAGAGAUUUCUUCUUACUGGAAUCAGAGUUGGUCUUGAAUCUACUACGGACACUAGUCCUUCUACAAAGCCUUCACCAUCCAAUGAUGAUAAAACCAAUGAGACAAAGCCUGUUACCUUACCUACAUCUGAGCCUCAGAAGAUGGACUUUGAUCAUCAUCAGCAGCAGGUUGUGGAUCACAUUUCGACGAAGCUUCCUUUUGCAAGUAGUGGAUCAGCGGCUGGGAGCAUUCCUCAGUGGCAAGUAGAGGAGAUUUUUAGAUUAACCGACUUUGAUCAGAGGUACGAGUACAUGGAGAUUAACGGAUCAUCUAAGGGGGAUACUAAUAGGCGAGGAGAUUCAGACAGUUCUUCCAUGAUGCGGUCUGGAGAAGAAGAUGGAGAAGAUAACAGUAACUGCAUAGGAGGUGAGACAUCAUGGGCUGUUCCACAGAUUCCUUCUCCACCAACAGCUUCUGGUCUAAACUGGCCUAAACAUUUUAACCACCACUCAGCAAUGUUUGUUCCGGACAUAGCUUCUUCAUCUCCUUACACGGGUUCUUCCCCUAACCAGAGGGUUGGGAAACGGCAGCGACAGUUCUAG